Molecule: messenger RNA, 1622 nt
Organism: Daktulosphaira vitifoliae (grape phylloxera)
Lineage: Eukaryota; Metazoa; Arthropoda; Insecta; Hemiptera; Phylloxeridae
Exons: 5
Coding region: 494-1318 (274 amino acids)
Biological process (GO): DNA-templated transcription; regulation of transcription by RNA polymerase II
Molecular function (GO): RNA polymerase II cis-regulatory region sequence-specific DNA binding; DNA-binding transcription factor activity, RNA polymerase II-specific
Source: RefSeq, a predicted model, not a curated record
CAUGUUGCCAGUUAGAAGGUAUUCUCGUUAAAGUGUCCACGUUGCUUUACCGCAAGUUUUACCAGUUGUUCAUUUCAGUUGAAAAACGCAGGAUUUUUUUCUUUGUAGCAUUUUAAAUCCAUAUAAUUAAAUUUAUGAUAACAAAAUUAAUAAAGUUUGUCGUGAUUUAACAUACAAGUAUACAAAUUUGGAUCGGCACACGACCAAACUGCGUCGCGAGUUCCACGAAUUCUAAUAAAUAAAAAGUCUUAUUGUCUCCUGUAAAAAGGAGGUAAUAAAGUUGUGAAUCUUAACCACCAUUACUUUUGUAAGCACAAAAGCGAAUUCUAAAACUAAGCCAUCAUGUUCUACUGCAUUAAAAACUGUGUUGUCUUCAUGUCUUGUCGAGAAAACCGGCACCCCAAACGUGAACAAUCAAUUGCUCCAGUUUUCACAAUCCCAAUCAGCUUUAGCAACCAGUUCAUGUUCAGUAGUGCUCGAUGCACCCAUCAAAAUGGAGGGCUUAGUGGAUGAAUUUUUCAAUAUGUGCGCUAAUGAAGAUAAAUGCGAAAGACGAGCACCUGGGAAUAUAAACUUAAACAACACCAACAACAUAACUAUGUUUAGGGAAGACGAGCCGUUUUUAGACCUGUUUCAUUUGGAAGCAACUUCAAUGUUGCCCCCGUUUGUAACAUCUCAAGAUAUAUUUAACAUAGAAGAUGAUUUUUGUGCAACUUCUGAUUUAGAAAUAAAACCUGACAUUACUCUAAAUAAUACAGAAUUCAAAGAACCAAUAUCAAAAAGAAAAAAUUCACAAUUACGUUUAGAUGUAGGACUGCAAUCUGUUCAAUCAACUAGCCUUGGAGAUAUUCUUAAUACACCAGAAGUUGUUAAAACUCUUACAGAACAAGAAUCUAAUUUCAAUCUUUUGUCUUAUGUUUUUGAAGAUAAAAAGUCCGACCAUAUUACUGAAGCAUCAACCCCCAAAAAUUCUAAUGUAGAUUCACCAUCCUUUCAAUACACCCGCAAAAGACGCAGUAGUAAUUCAUCAGCAUCUAUACAAACCGAUGAUGAUGAUUAUCCUAAACACAAAAGACUAAAUGAAGAUAAUUCAUCUGAUGACAAGUAUAGACAACUUAGAGAUCGUAAUAAUGAAGCUUCUCGUAAAUCAAGAGCUACUAGAAAGGCUAGAGAAAAUGAAUUGAACAAAAGUGCUAGCCAAAUGGAAGCUAUUAACAGAAAACUUACUGCUAAAGCUGAAGAGCUUGAAAAUAUGGUCAUCACAAUGAGGCAAGCAUUACUGCAAAUUAUGACAAAAAAAAAAGAUAAUAAUGUAUAAUAACUAUUACAAAUAGGCUCGCAAUAAUAAAAUUGAAAAAUUUAAGUGCUAAUUUUAUUAUAUCAAUUAAAAGUUAUUUUUAAUUUAGUUACCUAGUUGGUGAGUGUAUAAUCUUUUUAAUUAAUGUAUUAUUAACAGUUAAGUGUAAUGAAAUCUUUUCAAUUUAAACAUAACAUUAUGAUUGUACUUAAUUUUAUUAUUUUAAAAUAGUAUUAUUCUUUUAAACUAAAAUAUCCAAUACUAUUUGAGAUUUUAUUUUUAACAUGAAUAAAAAUAUUGCUUAGAAGAUAGUAUUUGUUCUAAA